Molecule: messenger RNA, 1035 nt
Organism: Mycena citricolor
Lineage: Eukaryota; Fungi; Basidiomycota; Agaricomycetes; Agaricales; Mycenaceae
Source: the annotation of a GenBank genome assembly
GCCACUGAUAGCAUCAAGGACCGUGCCAAAGACAUGUAAGCAAGGAUCGUAGCUGUCCAGUUCUGAUUUCACACGUGCACCGGUAAAAUCAUCGCGGUUUCGACUGUUCCUCAAGGUAUAUAAUCUAGUCAUCGCGCGUUUACUCGAUCUCAUCGCUCUGCCAGACUGUAAAAAUGGCCACACAAAUCAGCAAGAAGCGCAAGUUCGUCGCCGACGGUGUUUUCCGUGCUGAACUCAACGAAUUCUUCACCCGCGAGCUGGCCGAAGAGGGUUACUCUGGUUGCGAUGUCCGUGUCACCCACGCCCGCACUGAGAUCAUCAUCCGGGCUACCCACACCCAGGAGGUUCUCGGAGAGAAGGGUCGCCGCAUUCGCGAGCUGACUGCUCUCGUCCAAAAGCGUUUCAAGUUCCCCGAAAACUCGCUCGAGCUGUACGCCGAGAAGGUCCAAUACCGUGGCCUUUCUGCUAUCGCUCAGUGCGAGAGCUUGCGAUACAAACUGCUUGGUGGUCUUGCCGUUCGUCGUGCCUGCUAUGGUGUCCUCCGCUUUGUCAUGGAGUCUGGUGCCAAGGGUUGCGAGGUCGUUGUUUCCGGAAAGCUGCGUGCAGCCCGUGCGAAGUCCAUGAAAUUCACCGAUGGCUUCAUGAUCCACUCCGGACAACCGUCCGUUGACUUUGUCGACUUUGCCGUCCGUCACGUUCUCUUGAAGCAGGGUGUGCUCGGUAUCAAGGUUAAAAUCAUGAAGGGAUACGACCCUGAGGGCCAGACCGGUCCCCGCAAGCCUCUCCCCGACGCUGUUACUAUCAUGGAGCCUCCUGUUGACAAGAUCAUCUUGGAGCCUUCAUCGGAGCAGCGGGAGCCGGUCGGUGUUGCUCCCCCACCGGCGGCGGCGGAGGAGUACGCUCCCCCCGCCCAGGAGUACCAGGCUGAGACUUACGUUGAGCAGCCCGUGUUCUGAUUAUGUAUGGUGUAUUUUAGCUACAGGGUUAUGCGCACUCCAUUCACAAUCCAUCUCUGAGCCCAUCGUUUCUCGUUCA